Molecule: messenger RNA, 648 nt
Organism: Neltuma alba
Lineage: Eukaryota; Viridiplantae; Streptophyta; Magnoliopsida; Fabales; Fabaceae
Product: glutathione S-transferase F9-like
Exons: 3
Coding region: 20-571 (183 amino acids)
Biological process (GO): glutathione metabolic process
Cellular component (GO): cytoplasm
Molecular function (GO): glutathione binding; glutathione transferase activity
Source: RefSeq, a predicted model, not a curated record
AAGUUGCCAAUGGAAGAAGAUGAUGGAGAAGGUGUACGGUCCAAACUACGCUUCCCCAAAAAGGGUGGUUAUGUGUCUGAUGGAGAAGCAGAUUGAUAUUGAGGCGGUGAUUCUUGACAUCUUCAAGGGAGAGCACAAGGAUCUUGACUUCGUCAAAUUGCAGCCAUUUGAUUUGCUUCCUGCUGUUCAAGACGGAGAUUAUACUCUCUAUGAAUCCAGAGCCAUAAUGAGGUACUAUGCAGAGAAGUACAAAUCCCAAGGAACUGAGUUGCUGGGGAAGACAAUAGAAGAGAGGGGACUUGUGGAACCAUGGUUGGAAGUGGAAGCCCAGAAUUUCAAUCCACCAGCCUACAACAUGAUCCUUCAUGUUCUGUUUGCUCCAUUAUUGGGAGUCAAGUCUGAGGCAAAAGUGAUUGAAGAGAGUGAAGAGAAGCUUGGGAAGGUUCUGGACAUUUAUGAGGAGAGGCUGUCAAAGAGGAAGUAUUUGGCUGGGGAUUUCUUCAGCCUUGCUGAUCUUAGCCAUCUUCCUUAUGGCCAUUUUGUGGCCAAUCAGAUGGGGAAAGGCAUUUGAUAAGGGACAGGAAGCAUGUGAGUGCUUGGUGGGAUGAUAUCAGUAAUAGGCCUUCUUGGCUAAAGGUCCUCCAGCUC